AUGAUACACAGUUUGUUUAUUAUUAAUUCACAAGGCGAUGUUUUUCUGGAAAAACAUUGGAGGAGUAUAAUUUCAAGAUCAAUAUGUGAUUACUAUUUAGAGGCCCAAAGAGUUAAUCCAAAUGAUAUUGCUCCAGUUAUUGCAACUCCCCAUCAUUAUUUAAUUUCAAUACAAAGGGGUGGUGUAAGUUUUGUUGCAGUUUGUAUGGAAGAGAUUCCUCCUUUAUUUGUUAUUGAAUUUUUACACAGAAUUGUGGACACAUUCCAACUUUUGGACGAAAUGCUUGAUAAUGGUUUUCCUUUGGCUACGGAAAGCAAUAUAUUAAAAGAAUUAAUUAAACCUCCCAAUAUCCUGAGAACUAUAGCAAAUACUGUAACAGGAAAAACCAAUGUCAGUGAGAUUUUACCAACUGGGCAAUUGUCUAACAUUCCAUGGAGAAGAUCUGGUGUUAAAUACACUAAUAAUGAGGCAUAUUUUGAUGUUAUUGAGGAAGUAGAUGCAAUAAUAGACAGAUCAGGGGCUACUGUAUUUGCUGAGAUCCAAGGAUAUAGUUGGAGGCACAAGGGGUUUACGAAAUUCCUUGUAAGAAUUGUGACGGAAGCUACGUGGGACAGACCAAUAAACGUAUUAACGUUCGACGCGAAGAACAUCAUAACGCAGUCUUAA
This is a messenger RNA of Brassicogethes aeneus, 666 nucleotides long. NCBI's taxonomy places the organism in Eukaryota, Metazoa, Arthropoda, Insecta, Coleoptera, Nitidulidae. The record is from the annotation of a GenBank genome assembly.